AGCGUCCCGCACGCAGCCCCCGACCCAGGCGUCCGCGGAAUCGGCGCCCCGCGCAGCCCGCACCGCGGUUCAGGCGGCGCCGAGGGCGGCCCGGGCGGAAGAGCGGGCGCGGGGCGCGCGCUCGGUAACCUGGCAACGCGGAGCAACCCGGCGCCUCCGGCGAACCCCAGCCCUCCACCGCGAGGAAGCACGGACCCCCCCCGCAGCCGCCGCGCAGCCCUCGCCGCCCCUCGGCCGCUCCGCCCGCCGCUGCCCGCAGGACCCCGCGGUGGGGGCGGCCGCCGAGAACACCUCCCGCCAGCGCCGCCCCCUUAGCUGCCCAAAGCCCGCCUGCGCCGCCACGCGCGCCCGGAGCUCACCUGGGCCGGGGCGCACGCCGCUCCCUGCGCCGAGCCCGGCGCACGCGUGUCCCGCUCGCGCUUCCCGCGGCGGCGGAAGUUUCGGGAGUCGCGUUUAAUUCGGGACCUCGGCGGAGAGGACCUCCUGGGUUUUUUUCGUUCCAAGAUGGCAGCCUCCAGCCGCGCACAGGUGCUGGAUCUGUACCGGGCGAUGCUGAGGGAGAGCAAGCACUUCUCCGCCUACAACUACAGAACUUACGCCAUCAGGAGGAUAAGAGAUGCCUUCAGAGAAAAUAAGAAUGUAAAGGAUCCUGUGCAAAUUCAAGCCCUAAUGAAUAAAGCCAGACGAGACCUUGGAAUAAUCCGUCGACAGGUACACAUUGGCCAAAUAUAUUCGACUGACAAGCUCAUCAUUGAGAAUCCAGAGAAGCCCAGGACCUAGGGAGCCGGGACCAGCCGCCACCGGCAGCCGUGGACCACUUUCAGCAUCCAUCCUGCUUGGCAAGGGCACUCCCAGCAGACCACACGUGGCCUCUCGCAUCAGCUUUAAAUGGCUUCUCGCUCUGCCUGCCCUCUAGGAACUGAUGAACUGAGCGAGGCUCCCGUUCUCCUGCAGCCUGAGUGACAAGGGGUGACAAGGGGUGGCUGUCUGUCCUUGGUUCAAGUGUCAGAAUGAAGAGCUGGAGCUCCUCAGGAGAAAGUCGUGCCUCACCGUGUCUCCUCCAGCCCACCCCUCCUUGUAGCUCCUCGGCACUUGUACACAGCAUUCCCAGAGUUUGUUUCUUGGUCCUUGACAAUAAAGAGAAGGUCCCUAGGCCUUCUAUACCAGACGCA
Messenger RNA from Balaenoptera musculus (blue whale), 1172 nucleotides. RefSeq names its product LYR motif containing 4 (gene LYRM4). Bases 505 to 780 code for a protein of 91 amino acids. The transcript has 3 exons. Lineage: Eukaryota; Metazoa; Chordata; Mammalia; Artiodactyla; Balaenopteridae. The record is from RefSeq and is a predicted model, not a curated record. Gene Ontology annotation, cellular component: mitochondrion; L-cysteine desulfurase complex. Gene Ontology annotation, biological process: iron-sulfur cluster assembly.